Ctenopharyngodon idella (grass carp) is the source of this 6579-nucleotide messenger RNA. It is a transcript of the gene sorcs2, whose product is annotated as sortilin-related VPS10 domain containing receptor 2. Gene Ontology annotation, molecular function: protein binding. The coding region runs from base 921 to 3938 and encodes 1005 amino acids. Gene Ontology annotation, cellular component: membrane. Lineage: Eukaryota; Metazoa; Chordata; Actinopteri; Cypriniformes; Xenocyprididae. The record is from RefSeq and is a predicted model, not a curated record. The transcript has 28 exons.
AAAAGGAGGUUUACAUAAUACCAGCAGAAUGUCAUUCUUUAGCAUUCUCAUUGAUCUAAAUGGCACUUGCUUGGCUGGCGAAGCUACUGAAGUAUACAGCCUGAAAUCUUUAUCUUUACUCAUCAAUGGGAUUUUUGUGUAUUUUAUCCUUAUGGAACUUUAAGUCAAUUGUCAAUAAUAUGAAUGAUCACUGUAUGGAAAGACAAGUUCAAUAAACUAGUUGAUUUAAGAUAACUGCUCCUUUAUAGUUAGCAGUCAACACUUAACGGGGGAUGAAUGUUUUACUUACUUAUCCAAGCAUGUAAAGAAUAAAAAAAUAAUAUAGCUUUAUUAUCUUAAACUAGUUAAUUCUUUGUGUAACAUAAUAUUUCAAUGACAUGGGAUUCUAGAUACAUUGACAUAACAAAAUAGUUAAGAGUCCAGUCUGCAACUUGUUAAGAGAUAGUCUAAACCAAGGGUGUCCAAUCCUGCUCCUGGAGGGCCACUGUCCUGCAGAGUUUAGCUGCAACCCCAAUUAAACACACCUGAACCAGCUAAUCAAGGUUUUUAGGCAUACAGGAAACUUCCAGGCAGGUGUGUUGAGGUAAGCUGGAGUUAAACUCUGCAGGACAGUGGCCAUCCAGGACCGAAUUUGGACACCCCUGGUCUAAACCAAUCAUGAGGUGAAACAGAGGCGGUACGAUUAGCCUAAACUUCAGUUUUAAAGCAGACAGCUGACAAUGCUUCGGCUACUCUUUAAAUUUAGUCCAGUAAUCCUCUGUCGACUCUCAGUCAGCCUAGUCUGUCUCUCGGACAUCAUUUGAGAGAUUGAGGUCAUCCUCAUUCUCACUAAAUAUUACCAUGCAGACUCCAACAAAGUUCUUGAGAGUUCCCUUUGGAGAUCCAAUGAUUAUGGGUCAACCUACACCAAGCUCAACCUGAUGCCUGGGACAACCAUCAUAGUCACAAACUUCUACAUUUGUCCCACCAAUAAGAAAAAGGUGAUCUUAGUGAGCUCCAGCAUCAAUGAACGUGACCAGAUGCUCUUCAUCAGCACAGAUGAGGGUGCAUCCUUUCAACGGCAGCCUGUCUCCUUCACCGUGGAAACACUCCUCUUCCAUCCAUCUGAGGAAGACAAACUGUUGGCUUACAGCAAGGAGGCGAAGCUGUACAUCUCCACGGAUAUGGGUCACAAAUGGACUCUGCUGCAGGAGCGUGUUACUAAAGACAGAGUUUUCUGGGCUGUGACGGGGAUGGAUGUGGAUCCUGAUUUGGUUCAUAUGGAGAUUCAAGACAUCAGCGGUGGAUACCUUUAUGUGACAUGUCUCAUCCAAAACUGCUCUGAUAAAAUGGUGACAGCACAGUUCUUGGGGAAGAUUGACCACAAUUCCCUCUCAGUGCAAGAUGAAUACAUAUUUGUAAAGGUAACUACAGGAAAUCGCACCAAGUAUUAUGUCUCAUACCGGAGGAAUGAAUUUGUUCAAAUGAGAUUCCCUAAAUACGCCCUUCCGAAGAAUGUGCAAAUUGUGAGUACAGACGAGAAUCAGGUAUUCCUGGCUCUUCAAGAGUGGUAUCAGACGGACACGUACAACCUCUACCAGUCAGAUCCGCAGGGAGUCUAUUACUCCAUUGUGUUGGAGAACGUCCGCAGCACCAAGCAGCCUGAAGAGAAUGUCCUCAUCGACAUCCUGGAGGUUCGUGGCAUCAAGGGCGUAUUCUUAGCCAAUCAAAAAGUAGAUGGAAAAGUGAUGACUCUCAUCACCUACAACAAAGGCAGAGACUGGGAACCACUGGCUCCUCCUACAACUGAUAUGAACGGCAAACCUGUCAAUUGCAAGCAGCCUGACUGUCACCUCCAUCUCCACUUGCGAUGGGCUGACAGCCCGUACGUAUCUGGAACCGUCCACACUAAAGAUUCUGCCCCAGGCCUCAUAAUGGGUGCAGGUAACCUUGGGUCUCAGCUGGUUGAAUAUAAAGAAGAGAUGUACAUCACCUCAGACUGUGGCAAGACCUGGAGACAGGUUUUUGAGGAAGAGCAUCAUAUUCUCUAUCUGGAUCAUGGCGGUGUCAUUGUGGCCAUUAAGGACACUUCAAUCCCUUUAAAAAUACUCAAAUUCAGCAUAGAUGAAGGACAAACAUGGAGCAUCCACAACUUUACCAGCACUUCUGUGUUUGUGGAUGGACUUCUGAGCGAGCCUGGAGAUGAGACACUGGUUAUGACGGUAUUUGGCCACAUAAGUUACCGUUCGGAUUGGGAGCUGGUGAAGGUGGAUUUCCGUCAGUCGUUUCCCAGACAGUGCACAGAAGCUGAUUAUGACUCAUGGAAACUCACUGACCUACAGGGAGAGAAAUGCAUCAUGGGCCAGGAACGAAUGUACAGGAGGAGGAAAGAGUCAUCGUUGUGCAUUAAAGGGAAGAGCUAUACAUCAGCUCUAACAGCUAAACCUUGCCAGUGCUCAGAGAAAGACUUUGCCUGUGACUACGGCUUUGAGCGAGCUCCCAGCCUCAGGUUAGAGGGGGAUCGCUGCUAUCCUGACUUCUGGCAUGAUCCUGACGCUCCACCUGAAAACUGCCAUUUAGGACACAGCUAUAAGUCCAGCACAGGUUACCGGAAGGUCAUCACUAAUGUUUGUGAGGGUGGCUUGAAUAAAGAACAGAGCGCAAAGCAGCAUUCCUGUCCUCUGCUGCCCCCUAAAGGCCUGCAGCUGGGCAUCAAAGGACAGAUGUUGGCAGUGGCACCUGGUGAUGACAUCACCUUUAUAGUGCAUCAGGAACAGGGUGACACCACCAACACCAGAUAUCAGGUAGAUUUAAUGGAUGGGGUCAGGGCUAUAUAUGAAAACCUGACUGUCACAGACGAACCCAUUCAGCACCGUUAUGAGAAGCCAGGUGUUUACCGUGUGAAUGUGAAGGCUGAAAACUCUGCUGGACAUGACCAAGCCACCCUUUACAUUCAGGUCACAGCUCCUCUACAGGAUGUCCAUCUGGAGGUGGUCCCAAUCGUUGGCAGAAAUCAAGAAGUAAAUCUCACAGCUAUAGUGCUGCCCAUUGAGGCAAACCUUACCGUGUUUUACUGGUGGAUUGGAGAUAAUCUUCAGCCAAAGCUGACCCUGGAGAACAGCCUGAUUGCAAGGUUCUCUGAGGAGGGUGAAGUUCCUGUGACAGUUCAGGCUUCUAAUGGUCGCUCCAUGGUGCAGGACAGCAAGACUGUCAUUGUUUAUGAUCAUUUCCAGGUCAUCCCAUUGAGUUUCAGUCGUAAUUUGGACCGCUUUAACCCAAACAUCCCUGAAUGGAGACAAGAUGUGGGACAAGUCGUAACCAAGAUUCUCGCUAAGCUCACAGGGGUUCCUCAGGACUCUUUGGUUACCAUGGUGAAGCCUGGUCUUCCCACCACUGCAGACCUGUAUGUUCUUCCUCCAGUCAGCACACCAGUGAAGAGGAGUGUGUUUGUGGAUAAGCGUAUUCCCACCAUAAAGCAGGUUCUGAGUGAGAACAAUGUGAGCUUCAUUGUGAGAGGAGGGUUACGAGUGUUGGUGACUCUUGCAGACUCAGAUGCAGGUUCUCGUUUGGGUGCAGCAGGUCCAGGUGUUUGGGCUCUCGCUGUCUUUCUCCUCAUAAGCCUGAUCUCUGCUGCAGCAUUUAUUCUCUUCAAGUUUAAAAGGAAAAACUACAAAAACCAUGGUUCCUUGCUGAGGCCAGAGGAGAGCAGCCUAACGCGUCCCUGGCUGCGUUUCAGAAAACUACCAGGGCGAAAUGUCUACGCCCAGAUGCACAAUGAGAAGGAGCAGGAAAUGACCAGCCCUGUCAAUCACAGUGAGGACACGCAGAAUAUCAUUCAAGGCGAGGAGUUCAUUGAUGACGACCUUGACUCGCAGACACUAGGUAACGCUGGAGGCAACCACUCUGGGGUGGUGUUGAGCAUAAAUUCAAGGGAGCUUCACAGUUACCUGACCAGCUGAUGACCAAUGUGAAGGUGCCAGUGAUGAGCACAAUAGACUAUGCCUUCCUCCUCUCUCCAGAUCUGACCCUUCAGAAGAGAGAGCAGAGACACACCUGCACCAAACCUUCUCUUCCUCCUUCUCUCUCUGUCUUCUCUCUGUCUUUUCCAGCCUCCGUUCCCUCAUUCCAGAAGGUGGAUUUUGUACCCAUCUGCUGAUGACCACGUACGCUCACAUACAUUUCCUGUCUGACUGUUGAUAUGUGCACCCUGCAGUCUGUCUCAUCCCAUGUCCACCGUCUCUCUCAUUUGCUCCUAUCACGGGAUCAUGAAAUCAGCCCCACUUACUAAUGCCCAGGGAGAAACUCAUUGACAAAUGCUUUAUUUUCCAUCUUUUUCACUGUGUUUUUCCUUCGGUCUGAAUAGUUUUUUUACUCUCUCAGGCCACUGAGUUCUCAUGGUCACUGUAAAACUCAGAUUAGACUGAAAGGUGAGUGAAGGCCGUGCAGAUGUGCUGCAAUGCACUUAGAGCAGGAUAUGAUGCACAUUUAAUUCAGGGGAAGCAAUGUUUGUUAGAUAUAGCCAAAGGGACAAUUAAGAUAUUCUGUCACCCUCUUUUCUUUCUAUUGUAAACUUUUUUUUAAAGAAAUUUUAGUUGAACCCAUCAAUUUUCAUAUGCAAUAACACAUCUUUUGCUUCAGUCAAUAACAAAAUAUAUUAUUUUGCCCUGUUUCGUGAAUAUGCUAUGCAGUAAAGUAAUUUUUGUCUGUCUCAUCUGAUUCUGCAACUGUUAUUAAGAGCUAUGGUGCAAUUAGUAAUUCCGAAGAUGAUCGUUAACAAUGAUUACAUUUACCCAAGAAAUGCAGACAAACAUGGUUUUUAGCAAGCAAAUAAUGCCUAGAAUUAUGUCUAAAAGGCAGGUGCAAAAAAUUAGAUACCUUUCCAGUUACUGCCAAAUCAGCACAGCUAGAACCUUCUUGGUGUUCUUGGGAAAACCUGCACCAAUUAUAAGGGUCAUGCUUACAUUUACAAGGCCCAGGACAUUGUUUUUGUGGGUGUCCCUAUGAUGGGCUCUGGAAAUAGUCAGUUUUCCCAUGGAGACCUAUUCCUGUCUGUUUUCUCCAAGAACUGCAGUGCCAAAUAUUCAUCUUUUAAAUUAUAGUUUAUCUUCUUAGGCAUCUUCACUGCAUAAUGAAACAUUAUCCCCUAAGAAGUCAAAUCCCAUCGUUCAUCGUUGAAAUCCUUUGUGAAAACUAGCUACAUUCAAAUGCUCGUUUAUUUAUUGGACUUUAGAUUUCCUCAGAAGCAUCAGCCAUCGGAUCUUGACAGGGAGUCAACACAGGAUGAUUGACAGCGUAGCAUGUGCUACUUGUCAGGUGUAGUGUGUGUAUAAGCCUAUAUUAGGCACAGAAGGACACGGUUACGUUCCCUAUCGUUUGGCUUGUAUAUAUAACAAAGUGUACAUAGAUCCUGCUGUAUAUAGCCCCUCCUAAAUAUGACACUUUCAAUAGACCAAAAUGUGCACUGUUUCCUCCCAAAUGCCUCGCACUGGGUUUUCUUGAAUUCAGGAGUUCUACAUGGACGUGAAAUUAUCUCUUCUACAUCUUUGUCUUUAUUCAGCGUUGUUUACUGAAGGGUAUUCUUAAUAUUUCACAUCUAUAUCUAUAACAUUCACACUCACAUAACUAAAGAACUGUGUGAGAAGUGGUGCACUGUGUCUGUGUGCAUACUGAUUUUGUUUUGUCAUUUCAAGGGUUCAGCUAUUUAAAUCAAGGUGUCUGACUGAAUAGACAGUCUUUUUCCUUACAGACUCUCGCUGUUGGAAUCACUAGUGUUUAUGGAUGAGGGUCUCUCACUUGCACUAAUCACAGUUCACGACUUGUACAGUGUUGUUCAGGUGGGUUCAGGGAACACGUCGUUUUCAACUGAAAAAGACACUUGUGUAUCUUAUGUCACACUAGCGAGUCAGUUCGGGAAGUCUUGACCAAAUAUAUGAUUUGCAGAUUCACUGUCUCUUUAAUACAUUCUGUUGUGGAGCUUAGCUCAGUCUAUAUUUUUCCAAGAUUGAUUCUAACUUUGAGGAUGUUUAUGACAGCCUUGGAUCAAUAGAUUCUCUCAGCAUAAACCAAAAAGAUGGCAUCUCUACUCUGACCAGUUUAUGCUUAUGUAUAUCAAUAAUACAAACCUGUUUAUUUCUAUACAAUGCAAACAGUGUGGACUUGUUGCACCAGAAGCUGAAUUGUCUUUUUUAGCCUGUGUAUGAAAAGUUAUUUAGUGGCGUCUGGUGUGUCAACUAUAUUUCCAUCCAUGAAGUGAAAAUGAGCAAAAGCUUGAGUGUUAUUGGAGAGACGUCUCAUAUUUAGAGAUGUUUCUGCAUCAGUUUAGCUUUAGUGACAGCACACUCCAGCAACAAGGACACUUCUUAAAUACACACCAGGAUCCUUUCUGAAAUUAAGACAAACAUGGUGGAGAGACACAGCUGAACUGAUUCUGUAUUUUGUUCAAUUUCAUUUGUUCUUGUUACUUUAUAAUGUAAAUGUUUUUGACUCCACUGCAACAAGUGAAAAGCACUUAAUCAGCGUGUCUGAAUACAAACACACUAACUGUAAAGAUUUGUUUUGUUAGUUUGCGCUGUUUAAUAAAGUUUUAACAUUAUUCAUUAA